GCAAAAGAGAUUACUGGUCGAGAUCCCACUUUUGGAUCCAGUUGGAGUUGAGAUUCCAAGCUUAACAGGUCGCUUGUCACUCAUCUCUAGACUAGUUUCAGUUCCUUCGAGACUCUGCGACAUUUUUUUUUAAACUUUAACUCUUGUUGUGUCUUAGCUACUUGCAAUUUAGAUCAGUGCAAUUUAAAAUUGAAUUUGUGUGAUCGGGUUUAUAUUUUGACUAUUUACUUACCGAUUGAGGACUAGUUUUCUAAUUGAAUACUCGUGUUGAGAAUCAGAGUGAUUGAUUUUAAUUAGACUUUAUCUAAAUGGCUGUCAGCACCCUCAACAUGGCGACAUACUUCACCACUGGUGGAUAUCCUUUCCAAGGACAAGGAAGAGUUAACCAACUGGGUGGAGUCUUUAUCAACGGUCGUCCUCUUCCGAAUCAUACUAGAUUGAAAAUUGUAGAGAUGGCUGCUAAUGGAGUCAGACCAUGUGUGAUCUCUAGACAACUUAGAGUUUCACAUGGAUGUGUGUCUAAGAUCCUUAAUAGGUAUCAGGAAACUGGAUCUAUCAGACCAGGUGUCAUUGGUGGAUCUAAGCCCAGAGUUGCUACGCCAGAAGUUGAAACAAGGAUUGAAGAACUUAAGAGACAAAAUCCUGGAAUUUUUUCAUGGGAGAUCAGAGAUAGAUUAAUAAAGCAGGACGGUGUAUGUGACAAAACAUCAGCACCAUCAGUAUCAAGCAUCUCUCGUCUACUUCGAGGACCAAAUCAAACUCGUCCUGGAGAUGAUCUUCGACGUAAUCAUUCAAUAGACGGUAUCCUUGGUGGUAGCAGUGGUGAUGACUCUGAGACCGAAAGUGAGCCUGGAAUUGCCUUGAAAAGGAAGCAGAGACGAAGUAGAACUACUUUUACUGGAGAACAGCUGGAACAACUUGAAGCUGCUUUUCUCAGAACUCAGUAUCCUGAUGUCUAUACCAGAGAAGAACUUGCUCAAAAAACAAAACUCACAGAAGCUAGAGUACAAGUGUGGUUCAGUAACAGACGUGCUCGGCUACGUAAACAGCUCAACAGUCAACAAUUGAAUGCAUUCAAUACGAUGAGCCUUCAAUCUUUCCCAACUCAACACUAUCCCAGCAGUGCCGACAGCUACCAAAGCUACGGCCAGGCAUCAGUAGCUGCGGCUGCAGCCACCACAGCGGGAUAUCCUCAGCACUACAAUUAUGGGGAGAACUACUAUAGCACUCAGCAACAGUGGCCUCGAGCAACAUCCGAAAACUAUGGACUUUUCAACAGUCCUCACUACGCAAGUUCCAACCUCUCAUCCAAUUUAUCACCAACCAACCUGAAUUUGGGAGGCUUAGGUGGCAGCGUGAGUCCAACAGGUUCCAACAUGAGUGCCUGCAUGGUCCAAGGUGCAUCUCCAUCAGCAGGAAUGGGUCAUCACCAUGUGACCCCACACAGUCCAAGUGAAGCUAAGAGUGGAUACCCAUACCUGGGAUCAAUUGAUUCCCAAGUGUGUGGACGAGUUCACUAAAUGAAGAAUGCCUUAUACUGAUGUUAAUACUUAAUCUAGAAUUAUAAUUGUUAUAUUGUUGAUAAUAAUAUUAGUUUAAUGAAUUAGACAAUGAAUAUUUGUCUAGCAAAGUGGACAAACUUACCCAGUGAUUUAAGUAAAAUUAAAUAAUAAUUAUUUAUGAGACUCGUAGCUACCAUGAGAAAAUUUAAAUAAUGACCAAGUAAAACAGUGCCUUGUAUUUACAUUUUGCAUAUUACUUGAGUAAACAAUAAGACUAUUAUUAUUAAUAAUUAG
Chelonus insularis is the source of this 1796-nucleotide messenger RNA. RefSeq names its product protein gooseberry-like. Bases 309 to 1520 code for a protein of 403 amino acids. Lineage: Eukaryota; Metazoa; Arthropoda; Insecta; Hymenoptera; Braconidae. Gene Ontology annotation, biological process: anatomical structure development; regulation of transcription by RNA polymerase II. The transcript is spliced from 6 exons. Gene Ontology annotation, molecular function: RNA polymerase II cis-regulatory region sequence-specific DNA binding; DNA-binding transcription factor activity, RNA polymerase II-specific. The record is from RefSeq and is a predicted model, not a curated record.